UUAUUGAGGCAACGGUUGGAGAGAUGGAUGAUGACCAGCCUGUUGUUGGGAGUCUGAUGGCUGAAGAAGCUGGGUGUAACCCAGGUUCCUGUAGCACGUGCCCACUGAGAGGCUCAGGGGUGGUAGAGGAGGCUGAGCUUCAGCUACCUGUAUUGGAUCUCCUGGCAAUACACAAAAGCCCUAACUCAGAAAAUAGUGAGGGGGAGAGCCAUGGUGGAUGCCUUAUGCUCCCAAGGCCACGACGAUUAGGUCAAGUAGAUCAGCUACCGGUGUUAAUGCAGAGAGACCCUGGUCUGGAUGGCAGCGUGGAUGUUGAGGGUCAUCUCCCUGACUCCGCCCUCACUGACCCCUCCCUCUCUGACCCCACCCUCUGUGGUCUUACCCCUGAUGGUAGGGGGUAUGGAGAGCGGAGCAGCGUGGAGAGGGAGGUGGCUGAACAUCUGGCCAAGGGUUUCUGGCCUGAUUUAUACCCCUCACAGACUGAACCUCUCCCUAGUCUCCCUGAUCUGGACACCAUGGAGCACGGAGGUCUGGGGAGAGUUCCUAAUCUGGACACCAUGGAGCACGGAGGUCUGGGGAGAGUUCCUAAUCUGGACACCAUGGAGCAGGGAGGUCUGGGGAGAGUUCCUAAUCUGGACACCAUGGAGCACGGAGGUCUGGGGAGAGUUCCUAAUCUGGACACCAUGGAGCACGGAGGUCUGGGGAAGGCUACAGACUUCCCCUGGCAGCUAGACCUGAACUCAAAUCCAGCAGACUGUCCCUUCCUUAGAGACCUGGGGACAGGAGAGGCAGAGGGGAUGGAAGAGGUAGGGGGGGUGGAGGAGACCGGGGAGAUGGGUAAGGUAGGACAGACUGGUGUGAUGGGUGGGGUGGAGGAGACCGGGGAGGCCCAGACCCCUGGUGGGAACCACAGCCUGUCCCAGUCUGAGAUGAGUCCCUACAUGUCAUCUCUUAACUCAGGAGAGGACUCAGAUGGAGACCUGGACACAGAUGGAGACACGGAGAGAGAGGCCAACAACAGGAGAGCACAAGAGGUUCGUCUGCCCUUCCCGGUGGUUCAGAUCUCGUCAGUGAGUCGUAGUGCCUUCCAACAGCUCCUCCGAUGCCAGCAGCUGACCCACGAACAGCUGGAAUUCGUCCACGACGUCCGCCGACGCAGCAAGAACCGCGUGGCCGCCCAGCGCUGUCGCAAGAGGAAGCUAGAAGGCAUCAGUCAACUACAGACUGAGAUCGGCACACUGAGAGGAGAGAAGAAGAGGUUGCUGGAGGAGCAGGCCCAUCUGCAGAGGAACAUGGAGGAGAUGUUACAGAGUCUGACAGGGUUGUGUCACAGCGUCUGCAACGAGACAGGGGUCUGUCAUGAGCAGGACCAGCUACAGCUCCUAUCCAAGCUCCAGUCUCCUGACGUCUCUCUCUCAGCCCUCCUCAACACUCUGGCCUCCCCCAGCCUCCCCCUCUCCUCUCCUGGCCUCCCCUUGGGACUGAAGCCAGAGAGCUUAGAGCCCCAACCCCUGCCUACACCACCAGCACCAGCACAGCCCUAGAACCAAUCACAGCCCCAACCCCUGCCUAUACCACAACCACCAGCACAGCCCUAGACCCAAUCACAGCCCCACCACUGCCGUAACCUGCCCUAGAGAACUGCCCCAAGGCUGUCCCAACCUGCCCUAGAGAACUGCCCCAACGCGGUCCCAACC
Molecule: messenger RNA, 1697 nt
Organism: Oncorhynchus keta (chum salmon)
Lineage: Eukaryota; Metazoa; Chordata; Actinopteri; Salmoniformes; Salmonidae
Gene: bach1a
Product: BTB and CNC homology 1, basic leucine zipper transcription factor 1 a
Exons: 4
Coding region: 24-1544 (506 amino acids)
Biological process (GO): regulation of transcription by RNA polymerase II
Cellular component (GO): nucleus
Molecular function (GO): DNA-binding transcription factor activity, RNA polymerase II-specific; RNA polymerase II cis-regulatory region sequence-specific DNA binding
Source: RefSeq, a predicted model, not a curated record